GGUGCCGGCGGUCACUCCCAUUGGUUGCGGCGGGUGCCGGCAGCGGCCUGUCGGCGGUGAUGGAGCCGGCGGCAGCGCUGCAGAUCCUGGUGGCUGUCGCGCUGGCAGCCCUGGGCCUGCUCGUGUUUAUUGCACAUGCGACAGCGAUAAAAAUGCCAAACCUUGUUCGUGGAGAGAAAGAGAAGUAUUUCUUAAACGUAAAUUCUGCAAGAAAGGAAUUGUUCCCAAGUAUCCAUGAUCCUUCUACUAAAGAACUAUCUGUUAUUGUCCCAUCGUAUAAUGAAGAACAAAGAUUACCUCUGAUGAUGGAUGAAGCACUGGAAUAUUUGGAACAAAGACUGAAGAAAGACUCUUCAUUUUCCUAUGAGGUGAUUGUGGUGGAUGACGGCAGCAAAGACAAAACGACAGAGGUUGGAUUGACAUAUUCUAAGAAGUAUGGGUCAGAUGCAGUACGUGUACUAACGCUAACACAAAACCGUGGGAAAGGUGGAGCUAUUAAAAUGGGUGUACUGAGCUCGCGAGGAAGAUUUAUUCUCAUGGCUGAUGCCGACGGAGCUACUAAAUUUGCUGAUAUUGAGAAAGUCGAAGCGGCUCUGAAAGCUCUCCAGCCGGGCCCUGACGACAUGGCCAUUUCAUGUGGGUCAAGAGCUCAUUUGGAGAAAGAAACAAUCGCCAACCGUUCUUAUUUUCGGACACUGCUCAUGUAUGGGUUCCACUUUCUGGUGUGGUUUUUGUGUGUGAGGGGUGUCAAGGACACACAGUGCGGCUUCAAGCUUUUGACCAGAGAAGCAGCUCGAAGAACCUUCUCUACGUUGCAUGUGGACCGCUGGGCUUUUGACGUGGAACUCCUCUACAUUGCUCAGUGUUUAAAGAUUCCAAUUACAGAAGUCGCAGUGGAAUGGACAGAGAUCGAGGGAUCCAAGCUCGUUCCUUUCUGGAGUUGGCUACAGAUGGGUAAAGAUCUUCUCUUCAUUCGAUUACGUUACCUCACUGGUGCCUGGAAUCUGGAAAAGCCCAAAAAGGUCAAUUAAGUUAUUGGACUGUAAUUGAGAAGGUGAAACAGCAAAUGAGAAAGCUCAAACAAGAAUAUAAUCAGGGGACAGGGCGACUCAAGAGAUUUACUGCAGAAGGUGACAGAGUUUGCUUCGCUUUCAUGGCUCUCUAUGGAUUGCAUGCUGGAAAAUGAAGUGGAAACUUCCUGGACAGAUUGGUUGAAUCAGAGAUAAAAUGAUUCAAAAGACCAAAAAAACACAGGGGAACGGCUUAUAUUUAACGAAUAAUGGUGCAUCAUUCUCGUCUGUAUCAUGGUUAUAAUGUCUUGGACAACUCUUUCUGUAAAUGGGAUCCAAUUAAUGAAAUGCAUAUUUAGUGCUGAGUGAUUGACAGCACUGUCUUAAACAUUUUUGUACAAUUCGGUUGCCAAAUUAAACGAAAUUGCCAUGCCUCGUUGCAAAGAGAGCAUGACUCAAAA
Molecule: messenger RNA, 1471 nt
Organism: Amblyraja radiata (thorny skate)
Lineage: Eukaryota; Metazoa; Chordata; Chondrichthyes; Rajiformes; Rajidae
Gene: alg5
Product: ALG5 dolichyl-phosphate beta-glucosyltransferase
Exons: 10
Coding region: 60-1031 (323 amino acids)
Biological process (GO): protein N-linked glycosylation
Cellular component (GO): endoplasmic reticulum membrane
Source: RefSeq, a predicted model, not a curated record